Molecule: messenger RNA, 1288 nt
Organism: Boeremia exigua
Lineage: Eukaryota; Fungi; Ascomycota; Dothideomycetes; Pleosporales; Didymellaceae
Exons: 1
Coding region: 134-1288 (384 amino acids)
Source: RefSeq, a predicted model, not a curated record
GCCUUUCACCUAUGCAGAGCACACUUGCGUUUGCCUUGAGCAAUGUCUUGGCGCACGUGUGAUCUUUAGACACAUAAUCACUCUCUCUCGAUCACACUCUUGACACGCUUGCUUCGCUACCUUUUCGCCCAUCAUGAAACCUCUCAUCAUUCGCGUUGAGGAGCAUGGUACCUCAGCACCUGUGUUGACCCUCCGAUACAUUUGCCGCGAAAACGAGCUCGAUAUCAAGACUGUCUUCGCUCACUUCUACAACAUGAUUGAGCAUCCAGGCCGAGCCCAUUUCGACCAGCGUCUGAACGGCAAUCAGCGACACGAUGUCAUACCAUGCAGUGAGGUUUUCCUCGAACUUUUCUGGCAAGCUGCAGCCUAUCUACUUGACUACUUCGCCGACUUCUACGCAACCGACAACGCACUCAUGCAGAGCAUAUGGUUCCGCCUACUUGACGUGUGGCAAGUGUCCAACCCUGCUCCCUACUACCGCGCCGACGGCAGUGCGCAUCUCGCAACAGCAGCCGAAGAGUUCGAGAAAGAAUGCAAAGACACAAUGGACCUCAUCCACAGACUCAUGGCCCCGAAGUCAGCCACACAGGAGCACCACCCCGUCGCCCCCAUCAUCCACGACCCCCACAGAAGAGUCAAGGGUCUAGGCGGCUGGUACGAAACCGGCCCCUUCAUCUCGGGCCUCAAGCCAUGGCAGCAAUUCCUCUACUCCGGCGCCCCAGGCUUCACGCCCGCCGCCCCGCCCCUACCCGCAAACACCAACGCACCACGCCCUCGCACAUGCGCCACGCGCUACCUCCCCCAGCCCGCCAUCGCCCUCAUCCUAUCCUACACCGCGCGCGCGCGCACCCUCACCCGCGCCCUCGCCCAGAAACACCCGCCCUCCGUCGCCUCCUCGCUCGCCGCCUUCGACGCCCACGCCCUCGCCCUCCCGGCCGCGCCGGGCCGCGAAUACACGCUCCCCUCGGUGCGGCCGGGGCGCGUGCUCGCGUACCAGCUGGUGCAGGGCGCGCCGCCGGUGAAGCGGUACGAGGGGCUGACGGACCCGAGUAUGCUGGUCGAGGAGCCGGAUUUGGUGCUGUUGGACGAGGCGGUGGGGAUUUGCAAGGGCCGCGAGGCGUAUGUGCCGAUGACGGGGCCUGUUGGGGUGGCCGGGGUGGGGUUUGAUGUGUGGGCUGUGAGUGAGAGGGAGGAUGCGCAGGGUGGGAUGCAGAGGGGGGUGGAGAGGGUUUUGCUGGGGGAGAUGUUUGAUGAGUGGGACUUUGGCGAGGAGGAGGAGAAAUUCUGA